Adineta ricciae is the source of this 1011-nucleotide messenger RNA. The record is from the annotation of a GenBank genome assembly. NCBI's taxonomy places the organism in Eukaryota, Metazoa, Rotifera, Eurotatoria, Adinetida, Adinetidae.
AUGAAUGCUAAAGUAUUGAUUCGAUGGUUUUAUGAAACGAUAUUUACUUACAAUCUUUUCAUACCUGAAGCAAAUGAAGAAAGUCAUCAUGUGCCAACGACUAUUCAACAUCAAAGAUAUGCAACUAUACUUUAUGUUCUUCUUUUGAUUUUGGCUAUGUACAUUAUCCUCUUCACAGUUUUCGUUUAUCCGCAAACAGAAGCAGUAACAAUUUUGUAUAUCACUCUAUCGUUAUUCAAUCAGCUUCGAAGUGAUCACGAUGAAACACUUUCAUGUCCAUGUUUGGCAACGUUCAUAGCAUACGAAAACUUUGUUCUCAACAAUCUAUCCAUAGAUCGACUUUGUUCAAGUAUUUUCGUUAGUGAACAGUGGAUACAAUCACUAUAUGUACCAGUUGCUAGUUCUUUUCUCAUGAUAUACUUUCGAACAACAGCUUACUCUCAAUUUAAAUUACUUGCAGCAUUUUGUAUACUUGCUCAAGAGAUGAUUUCUCAAGUUCUUACCGAUAUCAACUAUCAACAAUUGGUCAGCAUUGAACUUCUAACAAAAGAUAAUGUUCACUCUCAAGUCGCCGAAAAUAUCAAACUUAUGCGGAUCAUAGCUCAAUCCAAUUCGUUAACCUCUGCGCUGAAUACCAAUGCACAUUUUUCUAUAACUGCAAUAGAUAAUCUCCAGUUUACUAUUGCAAGAAUACGCCGAUGUUUGUCUAUACAAAAGCCCGACACUCCGUUAUCUUCUACAACUUCCAACAUUUCUAACGUUAUCGAUGGAUUCUUCAGCGGUUGUACUGUACUUGAUGGUCUACUCGUUAGUACAUUAGAUUGCUUGUACAAUCCCCAAUGUCUCGAGCAACUAACAAGUUACUUUCCCGACUUAAACCAAACUUCUAAUUUCACCAAUUCUCACCUAUCACCGAAUCAUCAGAGCAGUUCUUUUUAUGAACGUCUAUCUGACCUCUUUAUCCAAAACUGGUCAUCAACAAUCAAUUAUUCGAAAUAUUUUAACAAUUGA